UUCGUUUUGACCAAAACACAAGUCGUAGGGCAGAUUGCGCGGUCACGUGCUGCCCCUGUGUGAGAAGACACGUUGUCUCUUAGUCCAUUUCAGUUCUAAGUUGACGUGUUGUAGGAUUUUAUGAGCAGUUGUUUCAUAGGCACUUUAGAAUUAGACGUAGUUACGUGUAAUAGCAUGCCUUGCCAUAAUCAACAGGUUGCACGUGGCAGUAAGUGUGAGCAGAGCACAGUGAAGCAGGUGCGUUUUGCCAAUGGCGAUGGUUCUGACAGUGAGUCGGUGGAGAAACAGAGUGAAGCCGCAGUAAACAGCGACCCCCCGAUCCAGCUGAAGCUUUUACCCCUCACUGACCAAAUCCGUGAACUACAGACCAUAAUCAGGGACAAAACCACAAGUAGAGGGGACUUUGUGUUCUGUGCUGACAGACUGAUUAGACUUGUAGUUGAAGAAGGAUUAAAUCAGCUGCCUUAUACGGAGUGCACAGUGACAACACCUACAGGACAGAAGUAUGAAGGUGUCAGAUUUAAGAGAGGCAACUGUGGUGUCAGUAUAAUGAGAAGUGGUGAAGCGAUGGAGCAAGGCUUGAGGGACUGCUGCCGAUCUAUCCGCAUCGGCAAGAUUCUUAUACAGACUGAUGAGGAGACGCUGAAAGCUAAAGUAUACUACGCAAAGUUCCCUCCGGAUAUUUACAGACGCAAAAUCCUGCUCAUGUAUCCUAUCCUGAGUAGUGGGAAUGCCGUCAUCGAAGCAGUCCGAGUGCUGAUCGAUCACGGCGUCCAGCCUUCACACAUCAUUCUCCUGAGCCUUUUCUCCACCCCUCAUGGGGUUAAUUCCAUAGUUGAAGAGUUUCCAGAAAUCACCAUCCUGACCACUGAAGUCCAUUCUGUAGCUCCAACUCACUUUGGACAGAAAUACUUUGGGACAGACUGAUUUUUCAUGAACAGCCCAUUGAGGAUUACUUCCCGUUUCCCUCAGAGUUUGGAAUUGGCUUGCGCUAUAAUUGUUAGAAGUGCAGUCCAGGGUUAUUUAAUGCAGUGCUUCUCAAAGUGGGGUCUGUGAAGCAUAGCUGGGGGUCCGUGAUUUUAUAAUUUAGUUACGGCAGUGGAAAUCACAAUCCACCAUUAUCAAAGUUUAACCGUUCACUUGUAGUGAAUGGGUUUAUCCUAAAGCUUUAAUGGGCAGAGGUUUUAUCCACUGGAUUAAAUAAAGUGAAGAAGAGCCAGUGAUUGCUAGCUAGCUAUUUACUAUUUUACUAUUUUUCCCCUUUAGAUACAUUAGUAUACCUCAUAAAUACAAAUAGGUGACAAAUUAAAGGAAAGUGUUAUAGUAAAGUGUUGUUCCACAAUGAGCCGUCAGUGAGUCUUGGCAACGAUUCUACAAAUCUCUGAACCCAGUUUGUGAAGGUCCGGUUACUCUUUAAUGCUUAAACAUGAAUGAUUUGUUUAUGGCUAUCAAUACGGCACACCAACUGCCACACUGGCACUUGACCUAACCACUACUGGCUAGUGCCAUGAACAAAUGAGACACAUGUUUUGAAUUUGAUUUGGAAAAUGUAUAAAUGUAUACUUCUCUGGCCAGUCAUCUUUAAACAUUGUUUUCAUCUUCA
Messenger RNA from Pangasianodon hypophthalmus (striped catfish), 1603 nucleotides. Its product is annotated as uracil phosphoribosyltransferase homolog. The coding region runs from base 121 to 927 and encodes 268 amino acids. NCBI's taxonomy places the organism in Eukaryota, Metazoa, Chordata, Actinopteri, Siluriformes, Pangasiidae. The record is from RefSeq and is a predicted model, not a curated record. The transcript is spliced from 7 exons.